Messenger RNA from Ustilago hordei, 2118 nucleotides. RefSeq lists its product as uncharacterized. The record is from RefSeq and is a predicted model, not a curated record. Lineage: Eukaryota; Fungi; Basidiomycota; Ustilaginomycetes; Ustilaginales; Ustilaginaceae. Gene Ontology annotation, biological process: protein transport to vacuole involved in ubiquitin-dependent protein catabolic process via the multivesicular body sorting pathway. Gene Ontology annotation, cellular component: ESCRT II complex; late endosome membrane. Gene Ontology annotation, molecular function: phosphatidylinositol-3-phosphate binding; ubiquitin binding. Bases 1 to 2118 code for a protein of 705 amino acids. The transcript has a single exon.
AUGGACCGCUUCAAGCAGAUCGAUGCCAGCAACUCGUCCAUCGGCGCACUCCUCUUCCACGAUGAAGAGGUAGUCAGCUUGCAAGACAGCAUCGGGCUGUACGACGGCAAAGAGAAGACCCUUCAUCAAAACAAUGGCACUGUCUAUCUCACCUCACAUCGUCUUCUCUAUGUCGAUGACCUCGAACCACAUCGCUAUUCGUGCAGCUUGGAUCUUUCGCUCGUCAAGCAGAGCGAGUACUACGCUGGAUUCCUCAAAAGCAGUCCCAAGAUCACCCUCACCCUAGCCAAGCCAGAGACGAGCGGCGAUGGUUCCAGCGAGAAUCCACAAACUCGGCCAAAUGCUUCCUCUCCACAAACGGAUUCGCCUCGACUAAGUGCGACAUCGAGCAGGGACUGGAGAAUCAACGCUUCAGCUGCCGACUCCUCGGCUUCGGACGCAGCAGGGUCCAAUUGGGUCUGUGCUAUCUGUGGCUUCAGCAAUGCUGCGAGCAGAGGCUCAUGCGAGCUGUGCGGCGUCACCAAGGAACCUGCUCGACCUAUGGCAACGCGGUCGCCUCUCCCACCAAAAUCACUACUGCCCGAGGCAACAAGACCAGAUCCCUUCACCAGCCCAGCCAAGGCGCCUCCAACGGAUACAACCGACUCUACAUCCCAAUUAGCAGAUUCAAAAAGCAAAAACGGCCUAGCUUGCGACGUCUGCACGUUUUUCAACCAUCCCUCGAUGAACAAGUGCGAAAUGUGUGGCUCCGACCUCGGUCGCGAAUGGCGCAAAAGCUCAUCUCCUGCGGCUUCCACAACUUCACUCACAACGCCGAGCACCCCAGCACGCAAAAGCACAGAGGCAGAUGCACUGUCAAUACGCAACAGCACUGCAACCAGCAGAUCUUCCACACCAGCUUCAGCCAAUGUACUCACCCCAACCGAUUCUGUGAAGCUUAGCUUCCGCAAAGGAGGCGACAAAGCUUUCUACAACCUGCUCAAAUCCACAUUACAAGCAAAAGCAUGGGCGACCGGUGCCAAGAACGUGAACUCAGGCGGGUCUGGUGGAUCAUCGGCCAACGAGGGCCGUGCCCUCCGUGUUGCAGCAGGCAUGGUUGAUCUCGAUGGUCGAUCAGCAGCGCUCAAGCGAGUCGGCAUUGAUGGCAUCCUUUCGUCUGUCGACUCGACCAGUCGCGCUCAGAAUGAUGACAUGCAAGGAGCGCUCAAAGAUCUCGAAGCGCUUAUGCGAAAAGCCAAGCAGAUGGUCGACUUCGCCGAAUCACUCAAUGCCAAGCUCACCAAGCAAGAACAGGCCGCGGCUGCAGCUCGUCAAGCAGGCUUUCCCGACACUGCGCCACAACCGGAUCAGGAAGCAGCUACACUCAUUCGAUCUUCUCUUGUACAGCUGGGUCUUCCAGCGCCUGCUGUGACAGCUGACAUGGCUAGAGAUCAGGAAGAAUAUCAUCGCGAGCUUGCUCGUGAGCUCGCAGGUUUACUUCUCGGCAAUCCUUCUGGCGGUCAGCGGUCAGGCUUAAUGGGCUCAGGAAAGAUCGCCGCAAAGGGAAAAGGUAAGGAUUCACUGCCACGAGUCUCUGAUGACGGAAUGAAGGGGAGAGGCCUGAUAGGCUUGGAUGAAGUAUGGUGUGUUUGGAACAGAGCACGUGGUGUUGCUCUCAUUCCACCACAAGCAUUGCGCUCGGCAGCUGCAUUCUUGCCCGAUAUCACAUCGCCCUCAGUGCGCAUCAAGACAUUCAAGUCCGGUCUGUCGGUAUUACAUACACCGAGGUACAGUGACGACGCAUUUGCUUCACGUAUCUUGCACUUCCUCGACACACUAGAGUGGGAGCACAAGAUGAAACGCAUCGAACAGGCACAAUCACUUCGAAUUUCGGACAAGAGUAACGGAACAACAGCGAACCAAGAGUCGGCUUCGCCGGAAGAGGCGAGCUAUGGCGACAAUCUGUCACCUUGGGGUUCGGGAGCAUCGAUACUGGAGAUUGCGGAGAAGGAAGACGUGCCCAUCUUGUUGAUUAACGAGAUGAUGGACAUGAUCGAGGCUACGACUGGAAUGGUUGUGCGUGAUGACGGAGGUCCUAAUGGUACAAGGUGGUUCGUGAACUACUUCUCGAGGGUGUAA